GCCACGUGGCCCCGCCCGGCUGGGCCCCUUGUCAUGUGACCCCAGCAGCGGGUUCGUCACGUGGUUUCAUCGGAUCAUGUGACCGACUCUGCACCUGACCUCGAUUCGGGCUGGGGACAGACGGGACGGGAUGGAGGCGCGGUUCCUGCUUGUGGUCGCUGUGAGUCUCGCGGGCUGGUGCCUCUCCCGAGCGGGCCCAGAGCCGGACCAGAGUCUCCGAGUCCCUGCUGGAUGGAGCCACGUGGGCCGGGUCGCUCCCUUGGACGAGCUUGUGUUGACCUUUGCCCUCAGGCAGCAGAACGUGGAGCAUCUGGCGAAGCUGGUGGGAAGAGUCUCGGACCCCGAUUCACCUCAGUAUGGAAAGUACCUGUCACUGGAGGAGCUGCGCACACUUGUCCAGCCAUCUCUCCUCACGCUCAGCACCGUGCACAAGUGGCUGGGGGCCUACGGCAUCAAGAGCUGCAAGACCAUUAGCACCUUGGACUUCCUAGAGUGUGUGAUGCCAGCAAGCACAGCAGAGCGUCUCCUGCCAGGAGCCCGGUUCCAUCGCUAUGUGAGCGGCCAGCGCAGCGCUGUGCGCUCCCCUGUCCACUACACCCUCCAUGAGGAGCUGGCUGAGCACAUUGACUUUGUGGGUGGCCUGCACCGGUUCCCUGCGGAAAGGAAGAUGGUGACCAGAGCUUCGAGGAAGGAGGAGGCGAUGGCACGGUACCAGCAGAGGAGGGUAGCUUUCCAUCUGGGCGUGACGCCCGCUGUCAUCCGCAAGAGAUACAACCUGACGGAUGGGGACAUUGGGGCAUUGCCCAAUAACAGCCAGGCCUGUGCCCAGUUCCUGGAGCAGUAUUUCCACCCGGCCGACCUGGCGGAGUUCAUGCGGCUCUUCGGAAGCAGCUUUGGGCACCGCUCCCAGGUUGACCAGGUGGUCGGGCACCAAGGGCUGGGCAAGGCAGGGCUGGAGGCCAGCCUGGAUGUGGAGUACAUCAUGAGCACAGGUGCCAACAUCUCCACCUGGGUCUUCAGUAAUGCAGGUACAUGCAGCCUGCCGGCGCCUCUUGCCCUCAGCUGCCUUCCUCCCUGGGAGCGCGUGGAUCCUGCUGGCUGUGCCGUAUGGACGCUGCUGAGACCCAGGAGUCCCCCUGGUCACUCCCUGCAGCGCUCGGGUGGGGAGGUGGGUGCCUGGCUCCUGGUCCCAACAAGGGUCCAGGCCUCACCGGCCAUCCCCUUCGGCCCCGUCUGUCACCGCCACCCACAGGCCAGGCUGACCCAGAACUCCUGCCUUGCAGGUGAUGAGGGAGCUGGCUGCAGAAAGCUUGCUGGAGGGAAGCACACUUUCCGGCCCAGCUUCCCAGCCUCCAGCCCCUAUGUGACCACAGUGGGUGGCACAGCCUUUAAGAACCCCUUCCAAGUGACCUGGGAGGUGACAGACUAUAUCAGCGGCGGGGGCUUCAGCAAUGUCUUCCCUAUGCCUGACUACCAGGCUGCAGCUGUCAGGAGUUUCUUGCACUCGGCCCCAAAGCUGCCACCCCGCUCUUACUACAACAGCAGCGGCCGUGCCUACCCCGACCUGGCUGCCCUGUCCGACAACUACUGGGUGGUGACCAACCGCAUCCCCCAGCCCUGGGUGUCUGGGACCUCGGCCUCCACCCCUGUGGUGGGGGGCAUUGUGGCCCUGAUCAACGACCGCCGUUUGCAGAAAGGUCUGCCGCCCCUGGGCUUCCUGAACCCAGCGCUCUACAAACUGCAGGAGAAGGGACCUAGUACCGCCCUCUACGAUGUCACCAUGGGCUGCCACCUGUCGUGUCUGGAUGCAGCAGUGGAAGGGCAGGGGUUCUGUGCUGGCCCCUCCUGGGACCCCGUCACAGGCUGGGGCACCCCCAACUUCCCACAGCUCCUGAGAGCUCUGCUCAACCAGUGAUGCCGGCAGCAGGAGGAAAGACCUGGGGCUAGACGGGUACACAGUGGGCUAAACCACAGGAUCACCCCCAUUCUCGCCCCCUCCCUCCCACCACAUCUGUCCUGAGCAGGGGCACCUUCCUCUGAGCUGUAGGGCCAAGGGGCAGGUCACUGCUCCUCCUGCCCCUUUACCUUAGUGAGCAGGCGGGGAUUCAGGGCCUCCUGGAAAGAAACAGCUCAGGCUUCCCCUACCUCGUGCUCAGGCCUGCUGGUGCCUCCCUCCAGUUAUCUCAGGCGCUGCUACUCUGCAGCCCAGUGUGGCAGCUGAGUUGUGCAUUCCCCUGCCUGGCCCCAGGCCCCCAGGAGGGGGUGACAUGGUGGGAGCUGCUUUGGGGGAGUCCCGCGCAGAGAGGGGAGAUGCUCUCACAUGAACUUUCCUCAGGGGGAGCAGCGACAGCGCAAGGAAAUAAGGGUCUUGGCGCUGGGAGUGUCCCCAGUAGUGCAGUGGGGUGGAGGGAUGGGCUGAUUCGGGGUUGGAGCAAAUAAAACACCUGGCUGCCGCUAUUUACUGCUUCAUGGACUCGGGGAAUUUUGGCCUGCGUUUUGGGAUUCCUAGGUGUCUUUCGUUUCCUUCUGUGCUGCGCCCAGUUAUGGACAGGGUAAAGCAGAGCUGGAGAGCUGAGGCCUGUGUGUGAUUGUUGUGUGCUAUGAGUGGGUCAUUAAAGGACUGGCUGAAACAAA
This is a messenger RNA of Chelonia mydas (Green sea turtle), 2634 nucleotides long. It is a transcript of the gene TPP1, whose product is annotated as tripeptidyl peptidase 1. Bases 131 to 1915 code for a protein of 594 amino acids. Gene Ontology annotation, molecular function: serine-type endopeptidase activity; tripeptidyl-peptidase activity. The record is from RefSeq and is a predicted model, not a curated record. The transcript has 12 exons. Lineage: Eukaryota; Metazoa; Chordata; Testudines; Cheloniidae. Gene Ontology annotation, biological process: proteolysis; central nervous system development.